Molecule: messenger RNA, 1350 nt
Organism: Morus notabilis
Lineage: Eukaryota; Viridiplantae; Streptophyta; Magnoliopsida; Rosales; Moraceae
Product: transcription factor bHLH47
Exons: 5
Coding region: 137-832 (231 amino acids)
Molecular function (GO): protein dimerization activity
Source: RefSeq, a predicted model, not a curated record
UUUUGCUCCGGCCCCUUUUGAUUUCUGCACAAAUUUCGGUCUGAUAAUUCAAUUCCUUUCUUGGUCGGAGACAGAUUUGCUGGCAAUUUUUGAUCUUGAGGAAUUUGAGAGUGGUUUGGAAUCCAUUGGUAAGAAGAUGGGUUCAGAGGAUGCUGUACCGUUGGUUGACAAGGUCAAUGUGGGACUUGAGGUCUCUGUAGACCGGGAUUGUCCUGGCACAAAGAACCAGAAGAAAGUUCCUAAAAGAAUCCACAAAGCUGAGAGAGAGAAACAGAAGCGCGAGCAAUUAAAUGAGCUUUUCUUCGAGUUGUCAAAUUCUCUUGAUCUGAAACAGCCGAACAACGGCAAGGCCUCUCUGUUGUGUGAAGCUACUCGACUGUUGAAGGACUUGCUCGCUCAGAUCGAGUGUCUCAGAAAGGAGAACACCUCCCUUUUAUCCGAAUCUCACUAUGUGACAGUCGAAAAGAACGAGCUAAGAGAGGAGAACUCAACUUUAGGAACCCAGAUCGGAAAGCUACAAAGCGAGAUCGAAGCGAGGGUGGUCCAGUCAAAACCUGACCUUAAUGCACCCCCUCCUGAUUGUCUCACAAUGCCAGCUCCAGAACCCACCUUAGGUCAGGUUCAUACUGUCCUUGUCCUUCCCUUUCACUCCGAUCUUCAAGCCUAUCCACUAUCAGAUGCGGCGCAAGUCACAUCUAAUCCGACCUCAAACGUCAGCAAACCUCAUGCUAGAUAUCCCACCUCGGGUGAUUCCUGGCCGGCUCAACUUCUAAGGCAGCAGCCAGAAGCAGAGGAAGAUUCAGCUAAGGUUUGCAACAGUAGCAAUAGGUAAAGAAGUCCUGGUAAUGUGUAGAAUGUAAAUUGUAACUUAAACGGCAGUGUGCAGUUUCUUAGGCUUAUUUUUGGGUUAAGUGGAAUGGCUCUUUUGGAAAUUCUUGAUUCAUGCUGAUUGAAUUAACUCAAGUGUGAUGAAACAAGGGGGGGAAAAAAUACAGGAUUGAGCUGAAGGAUAAAGGGUAAACAAAAACAUGAAAAAUGAAAUUGGCUGGUCCAUUUCUCAUUCCACUUUGUAAACAAUUUUUGACGUUCAUUUAGAAAAAAGGAAAAUAAAAACCUUUUGUGAACAAUUUGGAGUUUAGACACGGAUGCACCGUAGGGCCAGUGGGGGCAGAACUAAAGAAUAGUUAUAUAUAAUGUUGGUUCUGAGGAUUAGUGUUCUGAGAAGUGCCUUUGUGCCCCCACUAGUCUACCAUGCUGUGGGCUUUCUUUGUUGUGUUUUAACCCAAACUUCUCUUAUAAGUUAGGAUUCCUUCUCUAAAUUGUAAGAGUAAUAAGACCGUGUAACUUACC